Molecule: messenger RNA, 1074 nt
Organism: Perca flavescens (yellow perch)
Lineage: Eukaryota; Metazoa; Chordata; Actinopteri; Perciformes; Percidae
Product: mas-related G-protein coupled receptor member A4-like
Exons: 3
Coding region: 1-1074 (357 amino acids)
Biological process (GO): positive regulation of Rho protein signal transduction; phospholipase C-activating G protein-coupled receptor signaling pathway
Cellular component (GO): plasma membrane
Molecular function (GO): G protein-coupled receptor activity
Source: RefSeq, a predicted model, not a curated record
AUGGACGUCAACAACACUACACAGGACAACAGCAUCUUUAUCAGCAUCACUUCACAGGACAACUUCACAAACAACAGCAUUCCAACUCUAUAUCCAUCAGAGAUCAGUGACCCUUUAGGCAUUCCUUCAGACUUCAACCCUCAAAGCUCUGAUAUUUACACCAGCAUAUUUACCUCAGGCUCCAGUAAUCUCACCAACAGCACCUCAGGCUCCAGUAAUCUCACCAACAGCACCUUCGGCUACCUCAAUGACACUGAAGCUGGAUUCAUCACAUAUGUGGUGACAUACAUCAUCAUUUCCAUCGGCCUUCCUUUGACCAUCAUCGCCAUCUACUCUCUCUACUCUCUGGUACGAAAUGAUCACGUUGUUCCCAUCUACGUCAUCAACCUUCUGAUUUCUGACCUCAUCCAGCUCUGCUGCAUGAUCUGGGACGUGGCACAACCUAAGAACACGAUAAUGUACAUUAUCUACAAUAGUAUUUACAGCUACAGUCUGAUGACCAGUGUUGGCUUCAUGGUGUUCAUAGCAAUGGAAAGGUAUUUGCUGAUCGUCUUCCCACUGUGGUACCACUGUAGACGAACCAUCAAGUCCACUGUGGUGAUCUGUGUUGUGGCCUGGGCCCUUCCUUCUCUCUACCUUUUCACUAUAUUUUUCGGCAGUAAUUUUGACAUCCCACAAAUCAUCGCUGUUGUCUUUCUGCUCCUUCCCCUUCCACUGCUCAUAUUUUUCUGCUGUGCGACUCUCAAAGUCCUGUCUGCCAACGCCUCGAUCCCGCCUGACGAAAGACGACGAAUUGUAGGAACUUUGUUCCUCGUGCUGUUAAUUUACACGCUGCUUUUCCUACCCAACAUAAUUUUGAUAAUGGUAGUGAGAUACACAAGCGACAAGUCACUAACUAAUACUCUCUUCUACCUGUCUACUGUGUUUCUUAAUUUGAAUCCUCUUGCAGACUUGGUUCUGUAUAUCUUCAUGAAGAAAGGGGCCCUAGGCAAGAUUUUGGCCUCUGUGCAUUGUUGCAGAGUGGAAUACAAAGAUGUCAGCAGUCUGGAAAACAAUACUAUCAGUGACAAAUAG